UUAAUCACCUCUGGGUUUUCAUUUUUGCUAAACAAACCAACAACAACUGAAAAUUUUGAAAAAAAAAAAAUGUUUUUUCUUAGUUUUUGUUAUAAUAUUUUGUAAAUAAGUGAUUUUUCUCCUUCACUGAUGUGCGCUAAUGAGGCUGCAGUGAUGGGCAUUGAUAGGCUGCACUGAUAGCACUGAAAGGCGGCACUGACUGGCACUGAUAGGUAGCACUGAUAGGUGGCACUGACUGGCAUUGAUAGG
Staurois parvus is the source of this 249-nucleotide messenger RNA. Lineage: Eukaryota; Metazoa; Chordata; Amphibia; Anura; Ranidae. The record is from the annotation of a GenBank genome assembly.